AUGAAGUUCAUCACCGCCCAGACAGUCCUGGCUAUUGCACUGGCAGCAGUGGCCAGUGGCUUGGCUAUCAAUUCCGAGUCUACAAAGCCCGAGGCCCCAGAGCCAGCCUGGGUCUGGUCUUCCAAGCGCGACGUUGAAGAGCAUGCAAAGCCCAAGCCAAUCUGGGUCGCGUCUUCCAAGCGUGAUGCGGAAGAUCAUGCAAACCCCGAGCCUGCUUGGGUCUGGUCUUCCAAGCGUGAUACCGAAGAGCACGCAAACCCCGAGCCAGCCUGGGUUUGGUCUUCUAAGCGCGAUACGGAAGAGCACGCAAACCCCGAGCCGGCUUGGGUCUGGGCUUCCAAACGCGAUACGGAAGAGCACGCAAACCCCGAGCCUGCUUGGGUCUGGUCUUCCAAGCGUGAUACCGAAGAGCACGCAAACCCCGAGCCUGCUUGGGUCUGGGCAUCUAAGCGCGAUACCGAAGAGCAUGACGACGUUGCGGAACCUGCCUGGGUCUGGUCUUCCAAGCGAGAGGGUUCAAAAUAA
Molecule: messenger RNA, 525 nt
Organism: Penicillium crustosum
Lineage: Eukaryota; Fungi; Ascomycota; Eurotiomycetes; Eurotiales; Aspergillaceae
Exons: 1
Coding region: 1-525 (174 amino acids)
Source: RefSeq, a predicted model, not a curated record